UGUCUUGAGAGAUUCGACACACUUCGGCUUCUCAGUGCGUCAAAAAUGGCAAAGUCCCCCGAAGAAGAGCAUCCUGUGAAGGCCUUUGGCUGGGCUGCCAGAGACACAUCUGGGCAUCUCUCUCCCUUUAACUUCUCCAGAAGAGCAACGGGUGAUGAGGAUGUGAGGUUUAAGGUGUUGUAUUGUGGGAUUUGCCACUCCGACCUUCACAGCAUCAAGAAUGAAUGGGGCUUCUCUGUGUACCCUAUGGUUCCGGGGCACGAGAUUGUUGGGGAAGUGACAGAAGUGGGAAGCAAAGUGAAGAAAGUGAAAGUGGGAGAUAAAGUUGGUGUGGGUUGUAUGGUUGGUGCUUGCCAUGCCUGCGACAACUGCAACAACGACCUUGAAAACUACUGCCCCAAAAUGGUGCUUACCUACAAUUCCGUUUACACCGAUGGAACACUCACAUAUGGAGGCUACUCGGAUUCGAUGGUCGCCAACGAGCACUACAUCGUGCGUUUCCCUGAGAAUAUGCCACUGGAUGCUGGUGCUCCUCUACUUUGUGCUGGGAUCACAGUUUAUAGUCCCUUGAAAUAUUUUGGCUUGGCAGAGCCAGGUAAGCAUGUUGGCAUUGUAGGGCUCGGUGGGCUUGGUCAUGUGGGUGUCAAAUUUGCAAAGGCACUUGGGGCAAAAGUGACUGUGAUUAGUACUUCCCCUAGCAAGAAAGAUGAAGCUUUGAAUCAACUUGGUGCUCAUUCAUUCUUGGUUAGCAGCGACCAGGACCAAAUGCAGGCUGCCAUGGGCACAUUGGAUGGCAUCAUUGACACAGUCUCUGCUGUGCAUCCCAUUGUGCCAUUGAUUGGUCUUUUGAAGUCUCAUGGGAAGCUUAUUCUACUAGGUGCACCAGAAAAGCCACUUGAGCUCCCUGUGUUUCCUUUAAUCGUGGGAAGGAAGGUGUUGGCGGGUAGUGGAAUUGGAGGCAUGAAGGAGACACAGGAGAUGAUUGAUUUCGCCGCAAAACAGAACAUAACGGCAGAGAUUGAGGUAAUUUCAAUGGAGUAUGUGAAUACAGCGAUGGAGCGUCUUGCUAAGAACGAUGUUAGAUACCGAUUUGUAAUCGAUGUUGGGAACACCUUGGCUGCUACCAAGUCUUGAAGACUAGGCAGGAGAAGAAUGAAAAUUCAUCAUCCAAGUGCUUGGAGUUAUGCAUUGCUGGGUUUGUUUCGUCGGUGUUUAAUUUGAUAUCUGAAAUAAGAACUCAAAUGCCAAAACAUUAAUUGAAGAGUUUUUUUUUUUUUU
Messenger RNA from Prunus dulcis (almond), 1278 nucleotides. RefSeq names its product 8-hydroxygeraniol dehydrogenase-like. Lineage: Eukaryota; Viridiplantae; Streptophyta; Magnoliopsida; Rosales; Rosaceae. The coding region runs from base 46 to 1134 and encodes 362 amino acids. The transcript is spliced from 5 exons. Gene Ontology annotation, biological process: lignin biosynthetic process. The record is from RefSeq and is a predicted model, not a curated record. Gene Ontology annotation, molecular function: cinnamyl-alcohol dehydrogenase activity; zinc ion binding.